GGUUGGGUAGCACAAAGCGGCGCAGGGUCAAUCAACUACGAAAACAUGGCCACCACGCUCGAAAUCAAGUCGUCCGUGGUGAAACCUCGCCCAAGUUCGCGCAUGCUGAGCUUGCGGAACCUUCUGCAUGUCCCUCGGUCCGAGUCCAAGCGGGGGUUCAAUCCGUUCGUGUACCAGACCCCGACAAUGUCCACAUACGAGCGCGUCAAGACGGUGGUAAUGUGCGUGUUGCUCGUUCCGGUCAUUCGCGUGCUGUUGGUCCUAGUGCUGUUGAUUCCCGUGGUGCUGCUUGCCACUCUUGGCACGCUCGGCCACUCGCAUCAAGACAAGGACGGCCACCUCUUGCCCAUGUCCCGAUGGCGGCGAUGCGUCGUAUACCCCAUCCGAUGGUUCCUUCGCGCGAUUCUGUUCGUGUUUGGGUUUUACUACAUCAAGGUGUCGCAUGCACCGAAAUCCAGCGCCGCUCCCACUCAGUUGCUCGUCGCCAACCAUAUUGGGUUCAUCGACGGCCUCUUCUUUGGCGCGUACUGCUUCCCGAGCGUCGCCGUGCGUGGCGACCUGGGCAGCGCCCCCAUCAUCGGCCCCGUUCUUCGCGCGAUGGACCCAGUCCUCAUCGACCGCAAAUCUGCGGCCGGUCGCAAGAAAGCAUUCACAGACAUCCACGACCACAUGACGGACACGAGGUUUCCGCCGCUUUUGAUCUUCCCCGAAGGCACAACGUCGAGCCAGGACUACUUGACCAAGUUCAAAAAGGGCGCGUUCGCCGCCGGCCUGCCCGUGCAGCCAGUGGUGCUCAAGUAUCCGUUCCGACACUUUGACAUCAGCUGGCCGCCGGGGGUGUCUGCCGGGUACCUCGUUCUCCGCAUGCUGUGCCAAGUGCACAUGCCGAUGGACGUGUCGUUCCUGGCGCCGUACACGCCGUCGGACGCCGAGCGCGCGAACCCCGAUCUGUUUGCCGAAAACGUGCGCCAGGUCAUGGCCAAACCGAUAAACGCCAAGUGCACGAACCACACGUUCGAAGACGUGCGACUGCUCUGCGAGGUGGGCGCGUACGCGUCCAAGAGCGUGGCGCCGGUGACAGACGUCAGCGAGAUCUUCCAGCUCACGCACCUCACGGACGCCGCCGUCACGGACCUCGUCCGCCACUUUGCCGCGGCAGACACGAACGGCGACGGCAAGAUCAACUUGCAGGAGCUCACGUCCCGGCUGGACGAAGAGCCGGCGUUCGUCGCGCGGUUGUUUGAGUUGCUCGACCAGGAUGACGACGGCCAAGUGGACUUUCGGGAGCUGUGCAUCGGACUCUCGACGCUCAACCAGGCGCAGACACCCGUGACCUUGGCGCACCUCUACCGCCUCGCGUUCCACUUGUACGAUGCCGACGGAAAUGGCCAUUUGUCCGCAGCCGAGGUGACACACAUGCUCCAGUCCACCCGCGCCCUGUCGGGGCUUCACGAAGACCCAGCCGCCGUCGACGCGCUGGUCCAGGCGUUUGAUGUGGACGGAGACGGAUUGAUUUCGCUGGACGAGUUUGCAAAGAUGGCGCGGGCACACCCGCACGUGCUCACACAGGUCGUGGACCGAUUGAGUGUGCUGCGGACGCUGGAACCAGUUGAAGAUGGAGGGGGGGCAAUUAUUCGUUGAGAUACAAUCCCAGGGUAUGAAGUGGCUGGCUGUACCAAGGGGGGGUCUGCGGCGGUUUAGUAGGGCAAUGAAAGCUAUGAUGGCGAGGAGCACCGUGGUAUUGUAACAACAGGACGCUCGACAUUGUGAAGACCCAAGCAACCGCGAUCACAAUUGCUCUGAAUAUACUAAGUCUUGGAGAUAAUGUUAUGAAGUCAAGAUUCAAGUUAUAACAAUGUAGAAUCAGCCACGACCCC
Aphanomyces astaci is the source of this 1877-nucleotide messenger RNA. RefSeq lists its product as hypothetical. The record is from RefSeq and is a predicted model, not a curated record. The transcript has 4 exons. The coding region runs from base 46 to 1641 and encodes 531 amino acids. Lineage: Eukaryota; Oomycota; Saprolegniomycetes; Saprolegniales; Verrucalvaceae. Gene Ontology annotation, molecular function: calcium ion binding.